CCCUUUAUAUAGAUCAUGCGUACGCCAUUACUCCUUCCCACUCCAUCGCACAGCUCACGUCCAACAUGGCGACCGGUUCGAAGAUCGAGCUAUUUCGGAUAGCGGUCUACGUGUUUUUCCCGGUUGCGUUAUUCUAUUACUUCAACUUGCCGGAGAUUUACGAAGACUAUGUAAACAAUAAAAAGGGACAAAUAUAUCCUCCGGAUGAGACUACGCAUGUAAGUUUUGAUAGUCACAUUUCUAGUUACAUUUUGCGAAAACCUAUACCAUCCCCUAGCGUUACACUCCUUUUUUUUUCUAAUAAGAACGUCCAGCCUGAGAUUUCACCAAAUUAAUUUAAAGAACAUUUUAACGCACAGCAGCAGCAAAAUUUGUUUGUGUGAUGCGUUCUAAAAUGCAGAAUCAAGUUGCAUUUUAAAAACCUAUUGAUCACUCUUACUAAUUCUGAUUCUAAUACUUUGAAUUUCAGUGUUAUAUUUUAAUACACACAUACUUAAGAACAUAUUUAAAAACAUUUUCAGCCUUUAAAUUCCUGGAUAAAAAAGAACGGCUCAGCCUCAACUGUAAAUUAGACGUUUUUACAUAAAAAAGAGUGUAUUACAUUAUCUCAUAUAAUUAUUGCUAUUUAUGCGUCAUUUAGAAACCUCCUACGACGAUAGACGACAUCAAGGCUGCAAGGGACAUUAUGAUGGA
Nematostella vectensis (starlet sea anemone) is the source of this 693-nucleotide messenger RNA. Its product is annotated as protein PET100 homolog, mitochondrial. The record is from RefSeq and is a predicted model, not a curated record. The coding region runs from base 66 to 335 and encodes 89 amino acids. Gene Ontology annotation, biological process: mitochondrial respiratory chain complex IV assembly. Lineage: Eukaryota; Metazoa; Cnidaria; Anthozoa; Actiniaria; Edwardsiidae. Gene Ontology annotation, cellular component: mitochondrion; mitochondrial inner membrane. The transcript is spliced from 3 exons.